This is a messenger RNA of Nicotiana attenuata, 414 nucleotides long. RefSeq names its product probable protein S-acyltransferase 6. Gene Ontology annotation, cellular component: endoplasmic reticulum; Golgi apparatus. Lineage: Eukaryota; Viridiplantae; Streptophyta; Magnoliopsida; Solanales; Solanaceae. Gene Ontology annotation, molecular function: protein-cysteine S-palmitoyltransferase activity. Gene Ontology annotation, biological process: peptidyl-L-cysteine S-palmitoylation; protein targeting to membrane. The transcript has 2 exons. The annotation marks the transcript as partial. The record is from RefSeq and is a predicted model, not a curated record.
UUUGUGCAGAGGAAUUAUCGACUUUAUGUAUUGCUAUUGCUUAUGGCAACUGUUUACUUCGUCUACAUAUUUGCCUUCUCAUGCCAAAAGAUUCAACAUAAGUACGCUGGCAAUGGCAUGGGAUUGAUUGGUUUGGUAAAAGAUUGUCCUGAGACAUUGGCAUUGACAUGUUUCAGUUUUGCUGCUGCGAUUUUUGUUGGGGGAUUGACUAGUUACCAUGUGUAUCUGAUUGCUACAAAUCAGACAGCUUAUGAGAAUUUUAGGCAGCUGUACGGAAGCACUAAAAAUCCCUUUGACAAAGGAGUUGUGAAUAAUAUUAAGGAGAUUUUACUUUCACCUUGGACGCCUUCAAGGAUCAAUUUUCGUUCAGAAAUAUGUAGCUUUGAUCAUUUGGAACAUGUCACAGAACCUUGA